AUGCCGAUGCCUGGCGCCCACCCCACGAACGAGGAUCUGAACGGCUUCAAGCGUGGCGAGCACGUCGAGGGGCCGCACAUCUGCGAGCAGUACGUCUUCCAGGCGCCCGGCCAGACGACCGGUGUCUGGGGCUGGAACGACACGCAGGCGCUGUACUGUGCUGCGUGCGGCAGGCUCGCCUCCGACCACGUCGUGCUCGCCAAGCCGACCUUCGAGGAGAUCAAGAAGAAGCCGCCACCCUCGCUCCCGUCGGGCUAUGUGCUCGACUCGUCGCAGCUCCUCUCCACUCGCGCGUACCAGGCCGAGCGCGCCGCCUCGGCCAAGACCGCACUCGACAUGCUAGACGAGACCGUCGACCCGCUCGCCGAGGAGGCGCUGGCGAGCGCGCUGGCGGGCAGCCUCGGAGUGUCGCACGCGAAGCAGGCCUCCUUCGCCACCCACGGGACUGACCCCGCACCGGAUUCGGCACUCUGGAGGUAUGGCACGUAG
Molecule: messenger RNA, 489 nt
Organism: Emiliania huxleyi CCMP1516
Lineage: Eukaryota; Haptophyta; Isochrysidales; Noelaerhabdaceae
Exons: 3
Coding region: 1-489 (162 amino acids)
Source: RefSeq, a predicted model, not a curated record